CUUCCGGUUUCCAUUUUUUAACUUUUCUGAGUUACGAAAUAUUUUAGAAUAAUUGCUGAAUUACUCUAAAUACCUGUAUAUUAUAACUAAUUGCAUGCCAUCAGAAGAUAUCGGAUGAUUUGAUACUGAUAUUAGCAACAUAGUAUGGCCAACAUUGCAGUGCAACGCAUCAAACGAGAGUUCAAAGAAGUUGUCAAAAGUGAAGAGGUUGCAGAAUGCCAUAUACAAGUAGAAUUGGUCAAUGACAGUUUUACAGAAUUAAAGGGACAAAUAGCAGGGCCUCCUGACACACCCUAUGAGGGUGCAACUUUCAAUUUAGAAAUCAAAAUUCCUGAAACAUAUCCAUUUAAUCCUCCUAAGGUCAAAUUCCUCACUGCAAUAUGGCAUCCAAACAUCAGUUCUGUGACAGGCGCAAUCUGUUUAGAUAUUUUAAAAGACCAGUGGGCAGCUGCUAUGACUUUACGGACAGUGCUGUUAUCGUUACAAGCUUUACUGGCAGCAGCAGAACCAGAUGAUCCACAAGAUGCUGUCGUUGCUAAACAAUAUAAAGAAAAUCAUCCUAUAUUUUUAAAAACUGCUAGACAUUGGGCAAACAUAUAUGCUGGGGGUACAAUUAGGGAAGAUGAUUAUGACAAUAGAGUUAUACAAUUAAAAAAUAUGGGGUUUGAUCCGCACAAGGCAAGAGUAGCACUAUCAACACAUAACUGGAAUGUUGAGCGAGCAAUGGAGCACAUACUCAACUACUGACAUCUAUACAAAGCCAUGAAACAUUCUCAGUAGCCAUGUGGUGACAUCUAUAAAAACAAUUACCAUCUUGUGUUGCUUGUAGUGACACGUAUAAAAGGACUUCCUGAGUUAUGCAACUCAAAGUGACAUCUAUACAAAAAGAUGCAACACUUUCCAAAGUAGAACUUGAGGAUAAAUGAUAAAUUCUCAGGCAUUAUGAGGGCCAUGUUCUUAGGCAUCAUCCUAAAGUAAAAUCAAUAACAGAUAAAUUCACGAAUCCGGAAUCAGAUGUGCUUGGAAAUAUCAUCAGGAUAGGUGUAUGUAUAGGACCAAG
This is a messenger RNA of Owenia fusiformis, 1060 nucleotides long. The record is from the annotation of a GenBank genome assembly. NCBI's taxonomy places the organism in Eukaryota, Metazoa, Annelida, Polychaeta, Sabellida, Oweniidae.